Molecule: messenger RNA, 3829 nt
Organism: Exophiala xenobiotica
Lineage: Eukaryota; Fungi; Ascomycota; Eurotiomycetes; Chaetothyriales; Herpotrichiellaceae
Exons: 1
Coding region: 145-3780 (1211 amino acids)
Biological process (GO): DNA-templated transcription
Cellular component (GO): nucleus; RNA polymerase I complex
Molecular function (GO): DNA-directed RNA polymerase activity; ribonucleoside binding; DNA binding
Source: RefSeq, a predicted model, not a curated record
CUUCGAGGUCAUUUCUCAAGGUCUCUUUACUCUUUCUCGGCUGCCCUCGUGUGCCCAAUUUACUGGUGAAGACACUGUCAGCAUCGCCUGGCUUUUCCCCCGCCAGUGCUGCCUUUGGUUGAGCCCGAGUGGGCGUCUGCGGCCAUGUCGUCCACCACAACGCAGACCAGGACGAAAUGGUCCGUAGAGUACGACACUGUCAAGAGACACAAGCUGUUUCGCAACACACCGAAAGACCGAAGCGCGUUUCCUGCCCUCCAAGCCGCCGUCAAACCGCACAUCGAGUCGUUCAAUGCGCUGUGGGGCGAGAAAUUGAUCGACGAAGGUUUGAAAGAUAUUGGCAUACAGUCCGUUGUUGAUGGCGAUAUUCGAAACCCUAGUCGGACGGUCGCACGCAAUAAGCUGGACCUCAGAGUGACAGAGGUUAUGUUGGAAAAGGCUGUCCUGCCGCCGUCGAACAAAUUCAGUAUCCAAGAUCGAAACAUCUACCCUUCCGAGUGUCGAGAACGCCAUGCUACGUACCGAGGAAAGCUAAGAGCUCGGUUACAAUACAGAAUAAACAAUGGAGAUUGGAAAGAAUCAAUACGGGAUGUCGGUCAGAUGCCUAUCAUGCUGCGGUCGAACAGGUGCCAUCUGGAAAAGUUCUCACCCGCAGAAAUGGUUCGCCACAAAGAGGAGUCGGAAGAAAUGGGAGGCUAUUUUAUUGUCAAUGGAAACGAAAAGCUCAUCAGGAUGAUAAUAGCAUCGAGGAGGAACUAUCCUAUGGCAAUUGAACGGAAUGCAUUCACCGGAAGAGGGCCGACUUUCUCAAAACUUGGUGUGCAGAUCCGGUCGGUCCGGCCAGAUCAGACGUCCCAGACGAAUGUCCUUCACUAUCUUACGGACGGGAAUGUCACGUUCAGGUUUUCCUGGAGGAAAAACGAGUUCCUUGUACCUGUGGUCAUGAUUCUCAAGGCUCUGGUCGAGACCAAUGAUCGAGAAAUCGGCGAGGGCAUCAUUGGAGCGUGGUCAAACAAAUCGCCCAAUUCCUUCGUGACCGAUCGUACCGAACUUCUUCUGCGGACAUACAAAGCAUACAACUUGAAGACAAGAGCACAAACACUAGCCUACUUAGGCGAGAAGUUCCGACCUGUACUCGGCAAUCCCAUCACAAUGUCGGAUGAGAAGGUUGGAGAAGACUUCCUACGGAAGGUUGUCUUACCACAUCUCGGCAACCUGGACGUGACGCCCGCCCAGAACAACGACAAGUUCCAGUUGAUGCUGUUCAUGAUCCGGAAACUGUACGCCCUGGCGGCAGGAGACUGUGCCCUGGAUAAUCCCGACACAGUGUCAAACCAUGAAGUUCUGCUGGGAGGAUUCCUCUAUGGUAUGAUCCUCAAAGAGGGCAUACAUGACUGGCUGGUAUCAAUCGGACAGACCGCGAGAGAGUGGUUGAGGAACAAGAACGACGCCAAAUUCACAGAUCCCAGUUUCGAAACAGACUUUUUACCGAAAAUCGUGCGAAGAACGAAUGAGAACAUAGGAGGCAAGCUGGAGUACUUUUUAUCUACAGGCAAUCUCGUCAGUCAGACUGGUCUAGAUCAGUCGCAGACGUCUGGCUUCACGAUCGUUGCUGAAAAGAUCAACUUCUACCGAUUCAUUAGCCAUUUCAGAUGUAUACAUCGAGGUACCUUCUUCGCACAGCUGAAGACAACAACAGUCCGGAAGCUCUUACCUGAAAGUUGGGGUUUCUUAUGUCCCGUCCACACUCCGGAUGGUUCUCCUUGCGGACUGCUCAACCAUUUGUCUCAUCAGUGCAUGAUACAGAUCAAGCGGAUUGAUACUUCCGGCAUCGAGAAGGCGGUCAUUCAGCUCGGACUAGCCCCAGUACCAGCUAUGGAUGUUCAAGACAGCCUGUCAGUUCAGCUCGAUGGACGGAUACUAGGAUAUUGUUCAGCCAAGAGAGCAAGAGAGAUUGCGCAGCUCCUGCGGCACUGGAAGGUCAACGGCGAACACAAAAUCCCCAAUGAACUGGAGAUCGGGCACGUGCCAACCUCAAAUGGCGGUUUGUAUCCUGGACUCUACCUCUUCACCGAUCCCUCCCGCAUGCUACGUCCGGUAAAAUACAUUCCUUCGGAUAAACUCGACUACGUUGGACCUUUCGAGCAGCAAUACAUGAACAUUGCAUGUGUCGAUGCCGAUAUUAUACCCAACCUGACCACGCACAUCGAGUACAAGCCCACGAACAUCCUUUCCAUCCUCGCCAACAUGACUCCCUUUUCCGACUUCAACCAAUCCCCUCGAAACAUGUACCAAUGCCAAAUGAGCAAGCAAGCCAUGGGCACGCCAUCGUCGAACCUGAUGUGCCGAACAGAUAACAAAGCCUAUCUCCUGCAGACAGGCCAAACGCCGGUUGUAAGACCACCACUGUACAACGAGUACGGCCUGGACAAUUUCCCGAAUGGCAUGAACGCUGUUGUCGCCGUCAUCUCAUACACGGGCUACGACAUGGACGACGCCAUGAUAAUCAACAAAUCCUCGCACGAGCGCGGAUUCGGCGACGGCGUCAUUUUCAAGACCAAAGUGUACAACCUCGAUGAAAAGUCCCGCGGUCCUCGAUCCAAGACGGAAAUCAAAUCGUUGUUCGGUUUUGCUGAAGGAGACCCCAACAUUUCAACCGACGCCGUUCGCGCGCUCGAUCCCGACGGACUGCCCGCCAUCGGCACGAAAGUCGGCGAAGGCGAUAUCGUGCUCGCGUACCACAGUGUCAUGUUCGACCCGUCGGAAGGUAAAUUGAAGAAUCUGGACGGCCGGACGAGUUACUUCAAGUACAAGGACGCUGAGGAGGCAUAUAUCGACCAGAUUCGUCUGAUCGGGUCCGAGAGUGGUGACCAGCCCUGUCAGGCGAUCAGCAUCAAAUAUCGAAUUCCCCGACGGCCUAUCAUCGGUGACAAGUUCUCCUCGCGGCACGGGCAAAAGGGUGUUUGUUCGAUGCUCUGGCCAAGCGAGGACAUGCCGUUCAGCGAAUCCGGGAUCCAGCCUGACGUUAUCAUCAAUCCGCAUGCAUUCCCCUCGCGAAUGACGAUCGGCAUGUUCGUCGAGUCGUUGGCGGGCAAAUCUGGCGCACUGCACGGUCUGGCACAGGACUGCACGCCGUUCUCGUUCGACGAGGAUAACACGGCGGGCAAUUUCUUCGGCGACCAGCUCCGGCAGGCGGGGUACAAUUUCUACGGCAACGAGCCAAUGUACAGCGGCAUAACGGGCAAGGAGUUCGCGGCGGACAUUUACAUUGGUGUCGUGUAUUACCAGAGACUGAGACACAUGGUUAGCGACAAGUUCCAGGUUCGUACCACAGGCCCGGUCAACGCGCUGCAUGGCCAGCCCAUCAAGGGAAGGAGCAAAGGUGGUGGUAUUCGAGUCGGAGAGAUGGAGAGAGAUUCGCUGAUUGCGCACGGCUGCGCUUAUUUGCUGCAGGAUCGGUUGAUGGACUGCAGUGACAAGAGCCGCGCGUGGGUGUGUCGGUCUUGUGGAAGUUUCUUGAGCACCAUGAUGGUGCCCAACCAGUUCACCGUCGGGAAGAGAGGAGGCCGCGUCGAACCGAGCGGUGUCGUGAGGUGUCGCGCUUGUGCUCGGCCCGCGACGUUUGACGACAGCAAGAUGCUCGUCUGGGAGGACGGAGCCGGAAGGAAAUAUGUCGGCGGCGAUAACACUACAGUCGUCAAUGUCCCGGGCGUUUUAAGACUGUUGGAUGUGGAUUUGGCUGCUAUGGGUGUCCGAAUGAGGUUUGAGAUUGAGAACUAGGCUUAACUACUACCUGUAGCGUUGUCAUGGAAGUGAGCCCACGUGCGAC